AUGAAAAAUAACACUAUUAGAAAGUGUUUUUACUUCAACAAUGAUGAUGUGCGUAAGGAUAUCAAAAUGUAUUGCGAGGAUAUCAUGUUCUACUCAGUUGCCCUUUUAGAAUUUUUCUAUGAUAAAAAAGGAGAAUUCAGUCCAGAAGAAUUAAAUGAAAACUUUCCAGAUCUAAGAAAUAAACCACUUUUAGAUAGCGUUAGAGAAUUAUGGCUGGCUCUUUAAGGGAGGUUACAUACUUUUUCUGUUCAUUUGCGCUUUAAUGAUAGAAUAAGUCGUUUAACGCAAUCUAUAGUGAGGCCUAUUUUCAUGGAAGAGGCGGAGCUGGUGUUAUAACAGAGACAAAAAUAUGGCUGUCUUAAUAGUUCGCUUAGCAUACUAGAAAACCUGCCAUUACCCAACUUAGAGCAUAGCCAAUAUACUAUUGAUAAUGAUGAAACUCGUGAUUCAGAAAAUGAUUUAUCACAAUUUUGA
Molecule: messenger RNA, 474 nt
Organism: Paramecium tetraurelia
Lineage: Eukaryota; Ciliophora; Oligohymenophorea; Peniculida; Parameciidae
Exons: 1
Source: RefSeq, a predicted model, not a curated record